AAUAUAAAUUUUCAUUGAAGAGAUGAUUAUAUUGAGAACAAACGUAAAUAUUUUCAAAAACGUGAACUGUCCAGAAAUUUCUAGCAACUCAACUGUCGCCUAUCGCACAGUUUCGUGAACGUAUUCAGGCGGUGUUUGAUCGUCGAAGAAUUGAUGUCAAGUUCUUAUGAGCUAUAACAGUGUUAAUUUUUGUAAUAUUUUGUUCAUUAUUGUCAGAAAUUUGAGAAACGUUGAACAUUUCCUUUGCUGUUGAAUUCGUGUGAAUUAUAUUUGUUGCCACUUUUAAGAAAAAUUAUGUCUACCAAGGCUGACGAGUUAAAAUUGGAUAUAGACGAAUUUAACAACCUGCUUCAACAAGCAAGUCGACAGAGAGCCAAAGAUGUAAUUAAUAUUGAAAUUAGGAGGUUACAAACGGAAUUGGCUAAGUUACUUGAAGAACAGAAAGAUACAUCUGUAAAAUCAUCCGAUGCAAAACCGAGUUCUUCUAAGAAAUGCUAUGAGGUCAAAUUGAACAAUUAUGGGUGGGAACAAACAAGUUCAGCAGUAAAGUUGUACAUCACUUUAGAAAAUGUACAUCAGUUAUCUAAAGAUGCUGUAAAAUGUUCCUUUACCGAGAUGUCAUUGGAUCUGCAAGUGCUUGGAUUGGAUAAUAAAAAUUAUGUUCUAACAAUUAACAAUCUAUGCGAAGAUAUUGAUCCUAGCAAGAGCAGUUUCAAAGUGAAAAAAGAUAUGAUUAUUGUUUCUCUUGCCAAGAAAGAUACAAAGGAAUGGUCGCACGUGACAAAAGUAGAAAAUACGAUCAAAAAAUUGAAGUCAUCUUCUAUUCCAGACAUGACUGAUAAAAAUGAUUACAGUACAGGCAUAAUGAAUUUAAUGAAGAAGAUUUAUCAAGAAGGAGAUGAUGAAAUGAAGAAAGCAAUAGCCAAAGCAUGGACAGAGAGUCAACAACAACAACAACAACAACAACUGUAGAUGAGAUUUGGUCAGUCAGAUGUGUAAUUUUAUGUUUAAAUGCAGUUUAAAAUCAUUACCUAACAAAAGUUUAAUGUAUAGAAUAGAUUUAGGCAUAAAGAGAUCGCGCAUAUAUUUGUUUUUAUACAGUGAUAUUUUCUCCUUGUGUGUUGUAAAUAAUUUUAAUUCAUAUAACAAUAACAUUAAUUGAUUGAAAUUUAUUUUAAUUUAAUUUAAUAUCUCUUUUACUUCUUAUCCAUAGGCUAUAAGCUGUAUUGUAGUGUAUCAUGCUAUUAUUA
Messenger RNA from Nomia melanderi (Alkali bee), 1250 nucleotides. RefSeq names its product calcyclin-binding protein. Gene Ontology annotation, biological process: heart development. NCBI's taxonomy places the organism in Eukaryota, Metazoa, Arthropoda, Insecta, Hymenoptera, Halictidae. Gene Ontology annotation, molecular function: tubulin binding; S100 protein binding; ubiquitin protein ligase binding. Gene Ontology annotation, cellular component: nucleus. The record is from RefSeq and is a predicted model, not a curated record.